GUCUCCUUAACACAGCCAAGAGCUGCUGACAUCCUGUGGCUGUGAACGUAACUUUGCUUGUCACAGUGAAAAUAACCGUUUGUCUCUUCACUUGUAGGACAGGUAACAAGUAAAAGGGACAACACAAACAUUCACACCUUGGACAGUGUCACAAACCCUAUCAGCCAAAAAUGCCUUCUCCCGGUGGGUGUUCGAGCAUUAUGGACGAGCGCAACAAGAAGGAUGGCGUGGGGUCUCCAGACAACCCAGAGAAGUGCUUAGACCAGGACUACGAGGAGCUGAAGAAGUACUGCAUCAUGAACCGCGAGAGGUUUAUUGACGACAUGUUCCCACCAGACCAGAGGUCCAUCGGGGACGGCAUCCUGCCACCUGAAGCCAUGGCCAGAGUCGUGUGGAAAAGACCUGGGAGGCUGACAGACAAUCCACAGUUCAUCUUAGAUGGAAUAUCAAGAUUUGACUUUGCCCAAGGACAACUUGGAAACUGCUGGUUCCUGGCAUCCAUUGGAACUCUGACGUUUCAGAGGCAUAUCAGGGACCAAGUCAUACCAAAGAAUCAAUCUUUCACGGAUGGCUAUGCAGGCAUAUUUCACUUUAGGUUCUGGAGAUUUGGGAAGUGGGUUGACGUGGUGAUUGACGACAAGCUUCCCACCCUUGACGGCCGGCUGAUCUUCGUGCAAUCCAAAUCUCAAAAUGAGUUCUGGUCUGCCCUGCUGGAGAAGGCUUAUGCCAAGGUGUGUGGCUCCUAUGCUGACAUGAAUGGUGGUACUGUGGCCGAGGCUCUCGUGGACUUCACCGGGGGUGUGCACAUGUGUUUCGACCUGAAGGACGCCCCAGCGGACCUCUGGGACCUGAUGUUCAGAGCGUGCCAAUCCAAGUCCCUCAUGGGCUGUGGCACACCUCAAGGAGCCACAGCAGCCAACACAGUGCUGCCCAAUGGAAUUGUGGAGGGCCAUGCCUACACCAUCACUGGAGUUCAUAAGGUAACGAGCAAUGGCCAGCCGGUUAAACUGGUCAGGUUGUUCAAUCCAUGGGGACAAGGAGAAUGGAACGGUGCCUGGAGUGAUAAAUCUGCAGCUUGGCAAACUGUGAGUUCGGAAGAACGACCAAGCAAUGCUACAUUUGGGGAAAAUGGAGAGUUUUGGAUGUCAAUGGAAGAUUUCUGCAAUAGCUACAAUGACAUGGACAUCUGCUGCUUGUGUCCUGAUUUCCUGGAUGGCUCUUCCGAAUGCCACUGGACGUCCAAGUUUCGUGAGGCCCGCUGGGUCGCCGGAAGGAAUGCUGGUGGUUGCAUGAACUACCCAGAUUCAUUCUAUACCAACCCUCAGUACCGCAUCACCAUUGAUGCUGUGGAUGACGAGUGCAGCGCUGAGCAGGGCCCCAACAACAUGUUGGUGUCCCUUAUGCAGAAGCCAGACAAGAGGAACAGACGCCUUGUCAAGAGCCUCUACAUCGGCUUCUCCAUCUUCAGCGUGUGUUUGAGUCUCUUUCCUAUCCAUUCUCAAUCUUGUCUUUUGUGCCUAUGGCAUAUUCACCAUGGAGACUCAUUUCAGUGCUGGUGUCAAUCUUCAUUCUUCAAGUACAAAGGGACAAGAGGAAAGCUGCCUGCAGAGUUCUUUCAGAGACCGCCUGUGGCCUCCAGCAAAAACUACUUGAACGCUCGAGAAGUCAUGGCGUUCUUCAGGCUGGAGCCAGGAGACUAUGUCGUCGUUCCCUCGACUUUCAAGCCCAAUGAAACGGCCUCUUUCAUCCUGGCCAUCCUGUCCAAGUCUGAGAACCACUUUGAGGACGGUUCACAUGACCAUGAUCAUGGAAAGCCUACUAAAGAAGAAAAAGGCAGCGAGCAUGGUGAGCAUGGCGAGCAUGGUGAUGAGGAUGACUCCAAACCAACCUUACUCCGACAGUACUCCAACCAGUUUGAGGAAGUGGGAGCUGAGCUACUGCAGAACAUUCUCAAUGAAAGACUUCUCCCAGGGAAGUCUCCAGGCUUUGGCAUAGACACAUGCCGCAGCAUGGUCUUCUGCGUGGACAAGACAUGCAAAGGCUAUCUGGACCGCCAAGAGUUUGAGCGGAUGUGGAGCAAAAUCUCCAAGUAUGCUAGUGUUUUCAAUCAGGCUGUUAUGGAAAAGGACGGUGUCCUCCCCGUUACUGAACUGAGUUAUACGCUGACUGCUGUAGGUAUACAAGUAAGCGACAGCAUGCUAAACCAAUUGGCAUUCCGCUAUGGUAGUCAAGGCAACCUGAACCUGGAGAGCUUCCUGACUCUCGUCCUGCGUCUGAAGUGCAUGUUCACGCUGUUUGAUCGGUGGUCCAAUGGAAUUGCCAUUAGUCUCCAGGAGAAUGAGGAAAACAUGAAGCCCCUGAAUAACUACAGUAGCCAUGGCUAGGGAGUUGGACUCUAGAUCACAGGAUUGCAGGUUCGAAACCGGCCCUCACCAUUCCGUAGACCUCAAUCCAUGGCAGAAGUGCCCUUGACCAAGGCACUUAACCGGGGCUCUAACCAAUAGCCUGUAAAUCGCUUCGGAUAAAAAAGC
This is a messenger RNA of Engraulis encrasicolus (European anchovy), 2531 nucleotides long. Its product is annotated as calpain-1 catalytic subunit-like. NCBI's taxonomy places the organism in Eukaryota, Metazoa, Chordata, Actinopteri, Clupeiformes, Engraulidae. Gene Ontology annotation, biological process: proteolysis. Gene Ontology annotation, cellular component: cytoplasm. The coding region runs from base 171 to 2384 and encodes 737 amino acids. Gene Ontology annotation, molecular function: calcium-dependent cysteine-type endopeptidase activity. The record is from RefSeq and is a predicted model, not a curated record. The transcript has 21 exons.